CACAACACCACGCGCGCUUGUCUAGUUGUGAAAUCUGUUCGCUUUCGCGUUUAGUUUCGACAAUAGUUGAAUGCACCGGGCAUAUCGUGGGGAGUCGCCAUAAUAUCGCCAGAGAAUAUCGGAGAUAUCGGGAAUAACCCAGACAUCGAGUUACGGUUACGUUCACGCAGAAUACGGAUACGAGAGGCGAGCGAUAGUCGGAGCGGUAGAGCGGUAGCGGUACGGAGCGUUUCUCGCAACGCGUCCCCACACAUACACGACCAAGUCAAUUACAAAUAAAUAAAAUCCAUAAUUCAAAUAACUCAUUACCCAACAAAUUCCGAAGAAAGUAAAAAAGGAUAAAGGCUGAAAAUAAGUGAAUAAGUGAAAAGAAGAAAGGCCCGAAACAAAAAUCAACGGGCGAGAGAUCGCGGGGCGUGGAGAGUAGAAACCAAGUGCAUUUCAUAUUUGUUGAUGUCCUGCAUGCAGGACACGCGCUAAGCCUGUCCCAGUAAGUGCUUCAAAAUUUACUCGCCAACCACUUUCGACGCCUCCAGGGCGUUCAAGCUGGAGGAGGACUUCGUCGGCGGCUGCAUGACAAUGUCGAUGUACUCGACGACGGAUAAAAUGAAAAUGUCAGCGCCCAGUUGUUUUCCAGGACGCUACAGUCCCUCCUAUCGAAGUUCGGAGCAGAUGCGGCGCUGCAUGCCAAAUCCAUCUAGUCGUUUAUUAGAAGAUGCUUCCCUAUUAUGCAAUUCGUGGUCAGCACGUCAGAAUGGUGAUAUCUUUGCGGGCAUCAACGAUGGGAUCCUGAGCAGAGCGGAAGCCCUGGCAGCCGUCGACAUCCAGAAGCACCAAGCCCAGCAUGUACAUAGCCAAAUGCCCUCCCAGAUCAAGCACGACGUCAUGUACCACCACCACACAAUGAGUGGGCCCCCGCAACGUCCCCUCCAGAUGCACCACUCCAUGGAUCAGCUGGACAUGCUGGAUCCGACGGGCUCGAUGACCACAUUGGCGCCCAUCUCGGAGUCCCCUCUAACGCCAACACACCAACACCUGCACGGUUCCUAUCACAGCAUGAAUCACAUGAUGAGCCACCACCAUCCGGGCACGUUAAGUGGCCACACGGCGGGGCACCAUGGACACUCAGCGGUACAUCAUCCUGUUAUCACGGCGGCAGUGGCAGCCGCUGGCCUGCAUCCUGACACCGACACCGAUCCCCGAGAGCUCGAGGCGUUUGCGGAGCGUUUCAAGCAGCGGCGUAUUAAGCUGGGUGUCACGCAGGCCGACGUGGGCAAGGCCCUGGCCAAUCUCAAGUUACCUGGCGUCGGCGCGCUGUCGCAGAGCACCAUCUGUCGGUUCGAGAGCCUGACACUGUCCCACAACAACAUGAUCGCCCUGAAGCCGAUCCUCCAGGCGUGGCUCGAGGAGGCCGAGGCGCAGGCGAAAAACAAGAGGCGCGACCCGGAUGCGCCCAGCGUCCUGCCGGCGGGCGAAAAGAAAAGAAAAAGGACUUCCAUUGCGGCACCUGAAAAGCGUUCCCUGGAAGCCUACUUCGCCGUCCAGCCGAGACCAUCCGGUGAGAAAAUCGCUGCCAUUGCCGAAAAGCUGGAUUUGAAGAAAAACGUGGUGCGCGUCUGGUUCUGCAAUCAACGCCAAAAACAAAAACGUAUAGUUAGUAGUGUAACACCAUCAAUGACUGGCCACGGUUCGGCGGGAUUCGGAUACUGAUAGUCGUUUAUGACGGCGGCAGCAGCAGCAGCAGCGGCGGCGGCAGCGGGAGCGGGAGCGGUAGCGGGCGGAGGAGCGGUAACGAUGCAGGGUGCGGCAGGAUCAGCAGGAUCUGUCGGAUCAUCGUCAUCAUCAUCAGCAACAGCAGCAGCAGCAGCAGCGGCAGCAGCAGCAUCAGCAACCGGCCCCCUCCCGGGCGACUAUUACCUAUAGUGAUUCUAAAUCUGAUUCUGAUUCCGAUUUUGAUUCCGAUUCCGGUAUAUAGUAUACAUAUAUACAGAUAUAGAAAGAAACCAAAAGAUCCAGAAGCGGCAGCAACGAAACAACAACAUCAGCAACAUCUGCAACAGCAACAUCUGCAACAUCU
Drosophila bipectinata is the source of this 2077-nucleotide messenger RNA. It is a transcript of the gene acj6, whose product is annotated as abnormal chemosensory protein 6. Gene Ontology annotation, biological process: regulation of transcription by RNA polymerase II. NCBI's taxonomy places the organism in Eukaryota, Metazoa, Arthropoda, Insecta, Diptera, Drosophilidae. The record is from RefSeq and is a predicted model, not a curated record. Gene Ontology annotation, molecular function: RNA polymerase II cis-regulatory region sequence-specific DNA binding; DNA-binding transcription factor activity, RNA polymerase II-specific.